AAUUUUUCCACUAGGGAUCGUUUUUGUUCAAAUUUAAAAUGGCGGUAGUCCUACAGUCCUACGUGUUGUGUUUAAAUGUCACUCAUCAAGUUGUGUACAUGUUAAAGAAGAUUGUUGUUGAUAAAACUUUUAUACUAUUUUUUAUUUGAAAAGGAUAUUAAUCAUAAAGAUGUCGACAUUGUAUGAUCAAAUAAAAUUGCUAUAUGAACAAUCAUUAUAUUCAAAUGUUAUUUCUCUUGCAAACUUAGUGUUGUCACUUAGCGAACAUAAUUCAGACUUAUUACCGAUAUAUGGAAAGUUUCAUAUAUAUGUUUAUUAUGCAGAUGCACAUUUUUACCUGGGAAAAUAUAAAAGAGCAGAAGCUCUUUAUAAGAAAGCUCUGCAAUUCCGUAAAUGUUUAUUAAAAUCUAAGGGCACGUCAAAACCUAUAGAGAGUCAGAAGGAUUUACCAACUGAUGUUGAUAUAAAAUUUCAAAUUCAUUUGUGUUUAAUCAAAUUGAAGAAUUCUCAAGAAGCACUUCAUGUGUUACAAAGCAUUCCUGGUAAACAGAGGACACCAAAAGUGAAUAUGGCGCUUGCAAAAAUGUUUCAUGAACAAGGAAUGGAGCGUUCCGCAAUCACCACCUACAAAGAAGUUUUGAGAGAAUGCCCAUUAGCUUUAGAAGCUGCCGAAGGGCUUCUUUCUCUUGGAAUAAAAGGCAUCGAAGUGAAUUCGCUAAUUGUAAAUUGUUCAUCUAAUUUGUCAAAUUUAGAUUGGCUAAACACGUGGAUUAAAGCUCAUGCACAUAUGCAUAAUAGGGAGUACACUCAUGCAGUUUCAACAUUAAGAUCUUUAGAUAACAUUAAUUUGCUUAGGGAUAACUUUAACUUAUUAACAACAAUAGGAGAAUGUUAUUAUUAUGCCGAAGAUGAUAAAAAUGCUUUAUUAUGUUUGAGAAGAGCUAGAAUUGUUGAGCCUGAUGUUAUGAAAGGAGUUGAUAUUUAUGCAGCAGUAUUAUAUAAAACAAACAAUGUUAAAGAACUUGAAAGACUGAUUCCCGUAAUAACAGCGAACAAUGAGUGUACAGGAGAGAUAUACGUUGCCAUGGCCUACUCCCUUUACGCCUCUAGGAAGCUUGGUAGAGCAAACACGUUGACGGCUCAAGCCUUGAAUUUAAAUCCAAAUGAUAUAGAAGCAAUCAUACUUCGAGGAAAUAUUUUGAUAGAACAGAAAAAGUAUCAAGAUGCUUUAUUUUUCUUCAGACAUGCCGUUCAACUGAAGCCGUAUCGUUGUGAACCACAUAAAGGUUUGGUAGAUUGCCUUGUAGGAAUGCAUAGAUUGCGGGAAGCCCUUAAUAUUGCGAGCGGCUCUUGCAAACAACUUGGCCAUACUGCAAGGGUCCUGACGCUUUAUGCAUCUGUAUUGAUGAAAGAUCCAGUCUCUGUUGGAAAAGCGAAAAACCUGUUGGAAAAGGCACUACUUCAAGAUGAAAGUUAUUUACCUGCUGUUUACCUGUUAGUUGAAAUAUAUGAGCAAGAAAUGAAUUUAGAAGCUGCAAUCGCGUUACUUUUGAGACAAGUAGAAACGCAAACAGCAUCCAAAUUACAUCAAAUGCUUGGAGAUUUGUGGGCGAGAGUUCAUAACGAGGAGAAAGCUUUGAAUCAUUAUGCAAUUGCUUUGAAUCUAGAUCCAAAUAAUAGAGGGGCAUUGGAAGGUAUGCAUAGAUUAGACAAUUCUUCGAAUAAACUAGACUCAGCUUAUUAUAUGACUGUGGGUGAGGAACAAACAGAUACAACUUAUGAUGUUGGUGAUGGUUUACCAGACACUGAUAAUGAUGAUGCACCUGAUGAAAGUGAACCCGAGGCCGUGUGGUCAGACAUGGAUCUUGAGGCAAAUAGUCAAUAACAAGAAAACUUUAUUGUAAGGUUAACUCGUUUGAAUAUAAUUAAGUUAGAUCACAAAAUGUUUGAUCUUUUGCAUUUAUUUAUCCAAAAGUACUAUUUUGUCUUGUACAUCAUUCAUUCUCAGAAAUGUUGUGUACAUAGAACAGUACUUGCUACAGAUAGUUUAUUUACAUACUAUACAGAAGUGGAGAUUCAUAGAAUCAAUAAUGCUAUUAAUACGCGAAUUAAUCGAUGUACAUUAAAAUUAAACAUACAUAUAUUUGUCUACGUAUUUUGAAAACGAGAAAACAAACAAAAAUCGCACGAAGGACGUGUUGACGGAAUUGUUCAUCGACAAAAGGAGCCCGCAAUUUCGUACUAAUGAUGAAUUAAUUUACUCAUGUUAAUUUAAAGUCAAUAACAUUAUAUUUGUAUCUCUUUUCUAGAAGAAAACUUUCGGAUUCGAUGUAUUUAGAAAACGCAGAAUUCAGUCUUAAAAGGUAGGAAGCACGUGUAUUUUCCUAAAUAAACUCGGCUUUGGUCUUAGAACUGCUUUCAUAUUACAUACAUAUACUUGUUCAACCUUAUUUGAUGAUGUGAUAUUAUUUAAUAAGCAUAUAUCAACGAGAAUUAAAGCAUCACUAGCGACGUAACUGAUACAUAUUGGAACAAUAUGUGCAACACGAAAAUUAAUAAAUAAAGAAUGACCAGAAUGCAAGUAUUUGUUAAAUGUAACGAAAACGGUCUAUAAGCAAAUUUAA
Molecule: messenger RNA, 2624 nt
Organism: Ceratina calcarata
Lineage: Eukaryota; Metazoa; Arthropoda; Insecta; Hymenoptera; Apidae
Gene: APC7
Product: anaphase-promoting complex subunit 7
Exons: 7
Coding region: 170-1885 (571 amino acids)
Biological process (GO): positive regulation of mitotic metaphase/anaphase transition; protein ubiquitination; cell division
Cellular component (GO): anaphase-promoting complex
Molecular function (GO): protein binding
Source: RefSeq, a predicted model, not a curated record